Messenger RNA from Coturnix japonica (Japanese quail), 2161 nucleotides. It is a transcript of the gene LHX6, whose product is annotated as LIM homeobox 6. Gene Ontology annotation, cellular component: nucleus. Gene Ontology annotation, biological process: neuron differentiation; regulation of transcription by RNA polymerase II; forebrain neuron development. Gene Ontology annotation, molecular function: RNA polymerase II transcription regulatory region sequence-specific DNA binding; DNA-binding transcription factor activity, RNA polymerase II-specific. NCBI's taxonomy places the organism in Eukaryota, Metazoa, Chordata, Aves, Galliformes, Phasianidae. The record is from RefSeq and is a predicted model, not a curated record.
GAGCGGGGCGCGCCCGCCCCAUGCUCCGGAGCCAUGAGGGCGGGCAGCCCUGGGGCCCCGGCCGCCGCGCCCCGGCCGGCACCGAGGCGGGCAAGGCGGUUUAUAUAGGGUGCCCCGCGCUCUCCCGGCGCAUGGAGCCGCAGCCGCCCUCUCCCGCUCUCUCCCGCAAGGUGAUGCCGCCGGAGCCGCUGCCCAAAGCGACCGCCCGCUGCCUCGACCCGCACGGCCGCGCCAUGUCGCAGCCCGACGGGGAGCCGCUGCCCGCAGCCCUGGAGAAGGAGGACGCCCGCUCGGCGCCCAGCACCCCCUCCACGCCGUCCGUCUGCUCCCCGCCGUCCUCCUCCUCUUCCUCCACGCCGUCGGCCGGCAAGAACGUGUGCUCCAGCUGCGGGCUGGAGAUCCUCGACCGGUACCUGCUGAAGGUGAACAACCUCAUCUGGCACGUCCGCUGCCUCGAGUGCUCCGUGUGUCGCACCUCGCUGCGGCAGCAGCACAGCUGCUACAUCAAGAACAAGGAGAUCUUCUGCAAGAUGGACUACUUCAGCCGCUUUGGUACCAAGUGCGCCCGCUGUGGCCGGCAGAUCUACGCCAGUGACUGGGUGCGGCGGGCGCGCGGCAAUGCCUACCACUUGGCAUGUUUUGCCUGCUUCUCCUGCAAAAGGCAGCUUUCUACUGGAGAGGAGUUCGCUUUGGUAGAGGAGAAGGUGCUGUGCCGGAUCCACUAUGACACCAUGAUAGAGAACCUUAAGCGAGCAGCAGAAAAUGGCAAUGGGAUCACACUGGAGGGGGCCGUGCCCUCGGAGCAGGACAGCCAGCCAAAGCCAGCCAAAAGGGCCCGCACCUCCUUCACUGCCGAGCAGCUGCAGGUCAUGCAGGCACAGUUUGCUCAGGACAACAACCCCGAUGCACAAACGCUUCAGAAACUCGCAGACAUGACUGGGCUGAGUCGGAGAGUCAUUCAGGUUUGGUUCCAAAACUGCCGAGCCCGCCAUAAAAAACACACUCCCCAGCACACGGUGCCGCCCUCGGGCCCCCCCCCGCCCCGCAUCCCCUCGUCCCUCACCGAGGACAUCCACUACUCGCCCUUCAGCAGCCCGGAGAGGGCCCGUAUGGUGACGCUGCAUGGAUACAUUGAGAGUCAGGUACAGUGUGGACAAGUGCACUGUAGACUUCCCUACACGGCUCCACCAGUGCACCUCAAAGCAGACAUGGAAGGACCGCUAUCAAAUAGGGGUGAGAAGGUCAUCCUCUUUCAGUACUGACUCCGCAAGCUCCUCCUCGCCUGCCCAUGGCUCUCCCAGCACCACUGCCCCUCAGUCGCUGAAACGCAGUGUCCAGCCCAAGGCAACUGUUCUCAGUCAUGCAGGAGAAACUCAGAUUCGGCGUUCUUGGUUAUUCCCAUUGACCAGCAUCUAACAUCCACUCUUAUUUCUCCAGCAACACUCUGUGUAUGUGUGUGUCGAGUGCAGAGUUGCAUUUUUCAUUUGUUUCUUGUGGACUUGUAGAAUGACAGUGAGUCUCUCCAAGACAAUGCCAGACACAGCCCAGAUGAGUGACUCUGCUGUGCUUACAAACCUUGCUCCCCAGCUGUGGGAAUACGAACACAUCAGUACACUCUGAGUCACGGGGGGUUGGAUGAUCACCCACGAAUAUAAAGAAAGGAGGAAUUUACGUGGUUUGGCCUGAUUCUCUUUUUGCACCAGUGAAGCACUGUUGGUUCCCGGACAUCCCUCCUUAUUUACACUUGCAUGUGUGAGACUUGAAAUGGGCUCUGGCUCAGCAACUCAGUGUUCACGGAGGACUCCUGAGCCAAAGUCACAGGUAGCUGUGACUCCACUACGUGGAAAACACGAUGCCAGCUGGAAAUAGGCAGUUUUUCUUCCUCCUCAAAGUGCUUUAGAAUCACAUGUCCUUUGAUCACUCUGUAAGGUAAGUCAAUCUUAGUGUUCCCCCCGUUUUAUAGGAGGGGAUAUGGAGAUGUCCCAAACCGAAAGGAGUGGUAGGGUUGGUCGGUGGCAGAGCCAGGCUUGGCACUCUGAAGGUUUAACUUGCUGACUUAUUCUCAGAGCACCGACUGUCUCUCUCCUCUCACAGCCAUUUGCCAAAUCUUUUUUAUUAUUAUUAUUCUCAUUCUUUAUUAACAAGCUACUUUAUUUCCUUU